GGACCGGACCGGGCAGGACCGGCCGACGUCCGCCAUGCAGGAGGAGGAGGAGGAGGAGGAGGAGGAGGAAGGCGCCGAGGAGCCGGAGAAGCCGCUGCCGCUUCCCGCCAUAGACUUUCCCUCCGAGGGCCCGGACAUCCGAUUCGAUGAAUCCGAUGUUCCGGCAGAACUCCAAGCUGCGAAAGGACCUCUUCCUCAACUCACGUUCUCUUCUUCAGUUGCAAACCAGCUAUUGCUUGUUUCACUGUUAGAACAUCUGUGCCAUGUGCAUGAACCAAAGCCGGAUUCUUCCAAACGCAUGUUCCAAAUGCUCUGUCAGACUUUUACCAAAAUGGGAUUGCUUUCUUCUUUCACCUGCAGUGAAGAAUUUAGUUCUUUGAGGCUUCAUCACAACAGAGCUAUUACAGAAUUAAUGAGGGUAGUCAAACAGAAAGUCAUUCAUGAGGGUCAUCCUGAAGAGGAGUCUCACUUCCAGAGAAGCAGAGCAACAGAAGUAAACUUUGAAGCACAAACAUCUCGUUACUUAAAUGAAUUCGAAGAAAUGUCCAUCCUUGGAAAAGGCGGAUAUGGGAAAGUAUUCAAGGUCAGGAAUAAAUUAGAUGGGCAAUUUUAUGCCAUUAAAAAAAUUCUGAUCAAGAAAGCUACCAAAAGGGAUUGUAUGAAGGUACUUCGGGAAGUUAAGGUCUUGGCCGGUCUACAACAUCCUAAUAUUGUAGGUUAUCAUACUGCUUGGUUAGAACAUGUUCACUCAGAACCAUCAUGGGGUAAAAGGAUUUCUGUUAGGCGGCCACUUCUCAGGCUGUCAUUAGACCGGGAAAGUGCCAGAGAUGAACAUUGUGUUCAAAAUGAUGAAAGUAGUGACUCAUCCAUUAUCUUCGCUGAUUCAGCCUCAAAGGAGAGACCGUUUGGAGAAAAACGGGUUGAAAAUCUGAACAAUAAACUGGUGCAGUAUUCUGAUUCAGUCACAAGGAAUGAUAAUGAUUGUGAAUCAUCCCCUUACCUGCAUGGAGAUUUCAGAGUUAAUGCUGGUACUAGAUUGAUUGGUUUCGAACAUGGUCUUUCACAAGAGCACAGUUCAGAAAUAGAGGAAAAUUUCACCUCCACUGAGGAAUCUUCUGAAGAAAAUAUGUCCAUAGUUGGGCAAACUGAGAUGCAUUAUCAUCUAAUGCUCCACAUACAGAUGCAAUUUUGUGAAAUUUCCCUUUGGGAUUGGAUUUCUGAUCGAAAUAAAAACAGUGGAGAGUGUAUGGAUGAAUCUUCCUGUCCUUAUCUCAUGGGAAGUGUUGCAUCCAAAAUUUUUCGAGAGUUGCUGGAAGGUGUAUACUAUAUCCAUAACAUGGGAGUUGUACACCGGGAUCUCAAGCCCAGAAAUAUUUUUCUUCAAGGUCCUGAUCACCAUGUGAGAAUAGGAGAUUUUGGUCUUGCCUGCACAGAUAUCAUUCAAAACGAUACCGACUGGACAAAUGGCAGCAGCAAAAGGUUAGCACACACUUCAGGAGUGGGUACCUCUCUCUAUGCUUCACCAGAACAGCUACAAGGAUCUGCGUAUGACACCAAGUCAGACAUGUACAGUCUAGGUGUAAUUCUGCUAGAACUCUUCCAACCUUUUGGAACAGAAAUGGAAAGAGCGGAGGUUUUGACGGGUCUAAGAAACGGGCAGAUUCCGGCAUCCCUCAAAACAAAGUGCCCGGUACAAGCCAAGUAUAUCAGGCAAUUAACUAGGAAGAUCUCUUCACAGCGACCAUCUGCUGAUCAGCUUCUGGAAAGCGAACUGUUUAAUGAUGCUGAAAAUGUUACAUAUUCCCUACAGCAGAAGCUGCUUGAUCAAGAAAAAGAAAUAAGAGAACUCAAGGAGAAAAUUAGACUCCUUUCUCUAGAAAAGGAUACAAGAGAUGAUGUAGGCUCACCAGUCUAACUCCUACUGUUUUCAAGCUAUGUACAGUAUAGAGUGGGUGGAUUUUCUAAGAUAAGUAAAUUUAUUUAAGUGUUUUGAAAGUCCAUGCCUUCAAACUAUAUUCCUACUAAAUCUAUCAUCACAAAUGAACUCAACUAAAAAGAUACUUGGGCUGGGACCAUAUUUGAAUAAAUGUACAGGAUUUAGUGUUUUUACCUGUGUUUAUAUUUAAGUAAUAAACACACAUUUUAAAAAGUUU
Molecule: messenger RNA, 2153 nt
Organism: Ornithorhynchus anatinus (platypus)
Lineage: Eukaryota; Metazoa; Chordata; Mammalia; Monotremata; Ornithorhynchidae
Gene: EIF2AK1
Product: eukaryotic translation initiation factor 2 alpha kinase 1
Exons: 15
Coding region: 35-1915 (626 amino acids)
Biological process (GO): protein phosphorylation
Molecular function (GO): ATP binding; protein kinase activity
Source: RefSeq, a predicted model, not a curated record